AUGACGGAAGAAGAAUGGCGAAGUCUUGGUGUUAAGCAAUCUCCUGGAUGGGAACACUACAUGGUUCACGCUCCCGAACCUCACAUCUUACUUUUUAAACGUGAAAAAGAUUACCAAAUCAAGUAUGGCAUUCCACAACCUCAAGAUGAAUUAGUCGAGCAAGAUGAUCAGAAUGUGCAGUAUGAACAGGAUCCUCAGUAUCAACAAAAUGUCCAAUAUCAACAUCAACAGAAUGUGCAGUAUCAUCCUCAACAGAAUGUUCAAUAUCAUCAAAAUGUUCAAUAUCAUCAUCAAAAUGUGCAAUACCAACAAAAUGUUCAUUAUCAACAAAAUGUGCAAUAUCAACAAAAUGUGCAGUAUCAACAAUAG
Messenger RNA from Cetraspora pellucida, 369 nucleotides. The record is from the annotation of a GenBank genome assembly. NCBI's taxonomy places the organism in Eukaryota, Fungi, Glomeromycota, Glomeromycetes, Diversisporales, Gigasporaceae.